Molecule: messenger RNA, 387 nt
Organism: Psylliodes chrysocephalus
Lineage: Eukaryota; Metazoa; Arthropoda; Insecta; Coleoptera; Chrysomelidae
Source: the annotation of a GenBank genome assembly
AUGGAUUCCCACACGAAAGUUCGUAUAAGCAGACAUAGAACGUAUAACACAGCUAGGACCGACACGACAUACAAAAGGACCAGAAAUGAAGAGACCAUAAUCCUAAAACCCACUGAAGGGAAAACGUACGUAGACAUCAUUAAAAGCAUGAAAAAAGAAGUUGACACCAAAGGGGUCAUCGUAGAAAAAAUACCAAGCAAAGGCGAAGUUCAAGUUACGAAAAAUUGCAACGAGGAGAAAACAAGACAGCAUUUCAAAGAACUUCUCAAAAACAAAAUGGAGACUCUAGCAAAGGUAGGCACACGGCAGAAAAGGCGAACCGUAAUGAUCCUAGACAUAGACGAAACAACGCAGGAGAAUGACGUCAAGCAAGUCAUAGACACGUAA